Molecule: messenger RNA, 1014 nt
Organism: Gaeumannomyces tritici R3-111a-1
Lineage: Eukaryota; Fungi; Ascomycota; Sordariomycetes; Magnaporthales; Magnaporthaceae
Exons: 4
Coding region: 1-1014 (337 amino acids)
Source: RefSeq, a predicted model, not a curated record
AUGGGCUUGCUGACUCUCACCAUGCUGGCCGCCAUACUGGGCGUAUCCGAAGCUGCUGCCCGGUUCGGAUGCUCCACCGUCAGCGUCCAGCGGCUCGAUCCCCUGGUUGAGCCGGGCAACAUACCAUCGGCCCAUGUCCACCAGAUUGUUGGCGGUGAUGCCUUCAACGCUACCAUGGACCCAAACAUCGACAUCUCCCAGACUUCGACCUGCAAGACGUGCGAGUUCCUUGAAAAUCGCUCCAACUACUGGACGGCGGUGCCCUACUUCGGCGCCCGGAACGGCUCCUACCACUGUGUGUCGCAGUACCCCAACGCCUACCACGACCCCCAGGUCGGCGGAAUGACCGUCUACUACACCCAGGAGUCUUUCUUCUCCAAUGGACGAAAUAAGAUCACCGCGUUCAAGCCCGGCUUCCGGAUGGCUGUCGGUGACCCCGGCACCACGGCUCGUCAGGUGGCUAAGAGCCACCCUGGGCUACUCUAUGUCUGUCUGCAGAACGUCAUGACGCGGUUCCCAGAGGCUCCCGACUUUCACACGAGGCCGUGUCCCGGCGGCAUCAUGGCCGUCCACCACUUUCCCGCCUGCUGGGACGGCAAGAACCUCGACAGCCGCGACCACCACUUGCACAUGGUCAGCACGGCGGGUGAGGCCUUCGCCGUGCCGCGGCCCUGCCCGGCGUCGCACCCGGUGCGCAUGCCACAGCUCGCGCUCGAGGCCAUGUGGGACACGGCGCCCUUCAACGACCGGUCGCUGUGGCCCGAGGACGGCGGCCAGCCGUUUGUGUGGUCGCACGACGACCGGCUCGGCUACGGCACCCACGCCGACUACGUCUUCGGCUGGCAGGGCGACGCGCUGCAGCGCGCCAUGGACUCGCCCUGCAUGUUCCGGGCCUGCGGCGCCGCCGGCGGGCCCCUGACCAUCCAGCGGCGCGGGGCCAAGAACGAGUGCAACGUCAAGAGCACCGUUACGGAGCAGAUUGAUGGGUGGCUGGAUAGGCUACCGGGGAGGUAG